Molecule: messenger RNA, 1259 nt
Organism: Didymodactylos carnosus
Lineage: Eukaryota; Metazoa; Rotifera; Eurotatoria; Philodinida; Philodinidae
Source: the annotation of a GenBank genome assembly
GACUGACCAAUGAGAAAAAGAAUGUGGUCAUCAUCUCGGUUAAGAUAAUCUAUUGACAAAGUGCACUGAGGAAUUUUCAAUAGAUUAACCUUUUAGACAAAAUGACCAAUCAGAAGUCGUUCAAAAAGUUUUUUUUGAAGUACGAGAUUCUACAAUAUGCACCGAAAAGCUUUUGUCUAACAAGACAAGUCUAUAUUCUUUUUCAAACACAGUUUUCUGGUGAGAUUGUUUGCAUCGGGUCGAGUCGGGUUCGGGUUAAGUUGUUGUCGGAUCGGGUCGGGUUCGGGUUUAGAUGUUAUCGGGUCGGAUCGGGUGCGGGUCGACAUUUUGGCAGUCGGGUCGGGUUCGGGUUAGGUUUUCUUAACCCGUGCAGGUCUCUACGCUAUAGCUAAUGCGGUCUGACUACAGCGUUCUCACAUAAGCGCUGUAGUCUGUCUGAAUUAAGAAGUGUAGCACGGUAAGUAGAAGAGUAAAUAAGACAAUCCAAAAUGCGCGAUGCGUAUUUCAUUUUCAAUUUCAGAAUCAUCCUAGCCGUUGAUUUAGAACUUUGGUUUAUAGGUGCACUCGGUUUUAUGAAUGUAAUUGAAUUUCUUGGACCAAAACUGUAUAUGAUAUCAAAAAUGUUAAAAGAUUUAGCAUUUUUUAUGUGUAUUCUACUUAUUGUUUGCACUGGCUAUAGUGUAGCAUCACGAGCCGUUUGUCUGAAUGGCCAAAUCGAAUUUAGUGGCAAGGGCAUCUUUCGACAAAUUUUUUAUCCAGUUUAUUAUAUGAUGUAUGGAAUAUUUGAUACGGAUUUUCAAGUUUUAGACGAAUCAUUACACGUUGAUUCAUUAGAAUCGGCGUCAGCUCAUGUCUUGUUAGCGAUACAUGUCAUGUUCGUUAAUGUACUUUUGUUAAAUUUGUUAAUAGCAAUGUUCAGUAAUCGUUUUCAACAAGUUGAAGAUGAAACAAAAAUUGUUUGGUAUAAUCUUCGUUAUACAUUUGUCCGAAUGAUCCCAAUAGAGGCUGAUUGUCAUAAGAAAUGGUCUGCUUUUGAAAAAACAUGCACAGAUCAUUUUGCUGAAACACAAGUGACUGAUAGAUCCAUUGAACAUAGAGAAAAUUCUUCGGAUACCAGGUUCAGACAAAUAAAUAAACAAUAUAAUUUACAAGUAACACAACUUAAUCGAAAAUUAACUGAACAAGGUGAAGUAAUAAUUACAAUGCAAAGAACAAUUCAAGAUUUAGAUCGUUAUUUGAGGCUAGAAAUUUCGCGUUGA